Rhipicephalus sanguineus (brown dog tick) is the source of this 1061-nucleotide messenger RNA. RefSeq lists its product as uncharacterized. Lineage: Eukaryota; Metazoa; Arthropoda; Arachnida; Ixodida; Ixodidae. The transcript has 5 exons. Gene Ontology annotation, biological process: arachidonate secretion; phospholipid metabolic process. The record is from RefSeq and is a predicted model, not a curated record. Bases 144 to 965 code for a protein of 273 amino acids.
GUUGGCGCUGCCAGCCCAGCCGGUGCGGCGGCCCACUUUUGGUCGCGAGCGGUGCGCUGACCCGCAUCCGCGUAGUGUCGCCGCAGCGACGAGCUGGCUACUGCGACGCUCGUGCCGCUCCGUCGCGGCUUGCUUUGCCGAGCAUGUCCCGCGGCACGAGACCCCGCUGGAUGGGCCGUCGCGCCCUCACCCUGGCCCUGGCCUUCGUCCUCUGCGGCUGCGGACAGGCCGGCUUGUCGACCGCUCCUGCGAAGUCACCGCCUGCGUUGUCGUCUGCUCCGACUGCGCAAGCGAAGACGGUGAUGUACUACGACGGCAAAACGAUCGCCAGAGUGGAGUACGGCGCCGACGGAGUCACCCUGCAGACCUGUCGACUGUUUGAGCUCGACGAUGAGCGUGAGGCCGAGCCAAUCAUCAAAGCGCAGGGCCUGCCCGUGCAGCAGGUGGACUUCACGGCCAUGCUGAACCUGAUCUCGAAGUGCCGGGACCUGCGUGACUGGUCCGCCAGCACCAACAGCACUCCGCAGUGGAGCGCCUCGAGCCUCUGGAGCGGCAUCAUACCAGGCACCAAGUGGUGCGGCCUGGGGGACAUCGCGUCUUCGUACGAAGAUCUGGGCACCCACGUGACUGUUGACGUGUGCUGCCGCGCGCACGACCACUGCCCGGUCAAGCUCAAAGCCUUCCGCACAGGAUACGACCUGGUCAACUUUUCCUUGUACACAAAAUCGCACUGUGACUGCGACCGCGACUUCUACAACUGUCUGCGGCGGGCAAAGAGCCACAUAGCGGACACCAUCGGCAACGUGUACUUCAACGUCAUCAAGGUGCCCUGCAUCCGGAAAGUGCGCAAGCCUGUCUGCACUGAUAGGGGUCGCAGGUACAGCCGCAGCGAGAGCAGCUGCGAAACCUGGGCCUAUCAGGAGCUGGGCAUGCAGUUUGUGCCCACCGAGCGCCACUACGACUGAGCCCUCUGCGGCAGUCAAGACCGGAGCAUCACUGCCGAGUUCUCAGCGAUCUAAUCCGCCAGUGGAAGCCGCCAAAAUUGUGUAAAUAAACAAGAA